UAUCAGCAAAGUACGACUACUUGUAAGGGGCCAAAAAAAAAAAAAAAAAAAACGGACCACUGGUAUUAUCAGUAACAGCGAACGCUUGCAAGAAGAGAAGCUGAUGGAAUGGCGGCUGCUUUACCAUCAUCAUCAACAUGGAAACCUUUCAUUUCCUCGUUUACUUCUUCUCUGAUUGUAAAACCAACCCAUAAAAUUUCUCCUCAAAUGGCUCUGAACAACAGUAGUAUUACCACCGCGGCCACCACCACCUCUAAUAUCAGUAAUGCUUACACCGGUGGAAGAAAGCUGCCCAUCUUGUUGUUUGAUGUAAUGGAUACAAUCGUUCUUGACCCAUUUUACCAGGAUGUCCCUGCAUUCUUCCGAAUGUCUAUGAAGGAAUUAUUGGAAUGCAAGGACCCAACUCCCUGGAUUGAAUUUGAAAAGGGUCUCAUAGAUGAGCCAGAGCUGGCCAGGAAAUUUUUUAAAGACGGGAGGUCUUUCGACUUGGAAGGCCUAAAAAACUGUAUGAAAAGAGGAUAUCUCUACAUAGAUGGUGUUGAAGAGUUGCUUCGUGCUUUGAAGAAAGAUGGCUACGAAAUGCAUGCUUUCACGAAUUAUCCUAUUUGGUAUAAGAUGAUUGAGGACAAGCUAAAACUGUCUACCUACUUAUCCUGGACAUUCUGUUCAUGUAUAUUUGGAAAAAGAAAGCCUGAAGCUCAAUUUUAUCUAGAAGUUCUCAACUGCCUUAAGGUUGAUCCAGCAAGUUGUAUUUUCAUUGAUGACAGGAUGAGGAAUGUCGAGGCAGCAAUUGAAGCUGGUUUCACAGGUAUUCAAUUCAAGAAUGCAGAUUUGUUGCGCAAAGAUUUGUCAAUCCAUGGCAUUGACAUUUCAAUGAAUGAACCCAAUGAAAAUCAAGAUGUAGCUGAAGUUUUGGAAUAACAACUUUUCGUUUCCCAAACUUCAUCCGUCUGUUUCUCCUUUUCCCAUAUGUUCCUUUUACCAAAGAUGGUGUACAUUUUUUUCCUGGAAGAGCAUUGAAGAAGUCGGUUCUCACCAAAAUAACAGCAAAGAUAUCAAGGGCCUAUUGGUGGAACCUCUAUGUUCUUUUCUUGGUCCUGCAGUGUGCUUCCCUUUCUGAUGUGUUUAUUUACUGUUAUAAGAUACUAUCCACUCUUUGCAUGUUCUCAUAGCCUGGUACAUUGCACAUAAAGAAUCAAUUCACUUGAAUUUCUUA
This is a messenger RNA of Coffea arabica (coffee), 1216 nucleotides long. The record is from RefSeq and is a predicted model, not a curated record. Lineage: Eukaryota; Viridiplantae; Streptophyta; Magnoliopsida; Gentianales; Rubiaceae.